AUGCUGCCGUCGGGGCGUCCACCUCCGUCCUCGCUGGCUCUGGACCCCCCCUUCCCGUCCCCUACCCCGGCUUUCCCCAGUGGUCAGCUGCAGCAUCAGGACUCCGGGGGCCCACCAGCUGACCUCUGGCCUUCCCCCCGCAGGGACUUCUGGGCAGCUCUGUGCAUGGAGGGAGGAGGCCUCUGCGAGGGGCUUGCAGCCAGCCCAGCUGGACGUGCGGCCAUGGACGCUCCUAUGAAGGACGGUGAGGCCGAUCGGGGAGCAGGGGGUGGGCAGCGAGGCCGUCAGGGCACCGUGGAGGCGGAGUUCCCGGGUGUCUUCCUCCUGGCUGACGAGAAGUUCGACUUUGACCUCUCGUUGUCUUCUUCAAGCGCCAACGAAGAUGACGAGGUCUUUCUCAGGCCUGAUGGGCGCAGAGCAACGUGCUUCACAGGUCAUCAGCCCCGCCAGGAGCCUCUCUUACCAGCCUUGGAGAGUCCCUCCCCCUGGAGCCCUCUGACGGGGGAGAAGUUUCUGGAAGUCUCCAGAGAGGCACACUUGCUGGCUUUACAAAUCGAAAGCAGCGGCCAGCAGCAGGACGCUGACGCCAGGGGCCCUGCAGGCCCCAGUGGGGAGACGUUUGUGCAGGAAUCAAAGUUUAAAAUCAGCCUCUUUGAGAAGGGAAACGACGUGAAGAAGAGCCCCACAUCCCUGAAGAGGGAGACGUACUUCCUGUCGGAGAGCCCCCUCCUGGGCCCGCCGAGCCGGGGACGGCAGCCCCCUCCUGGCCUGGCCACCGGUCCUGGCCCUGCCCGCCCCCCUCACAGCGCCCCGGCCCCUCCCGGCAGCCCUGCUCCUCCCAGAGCUCCUGCCCCUCACAGCACCCCAGGCCUGGCCAGCCUCGCCCGCACGCAGGAGUCCCGGCCAUCUUCUCGUUCCUCACUGGCCGCAGAGCCAAGUGCCACUGCCGCUCCAGGUCGGCCAAUAACACAAAAAAAGACCGCCAGCAAAUUGCAGAUGCCCCGAGCCUCGUCCUUCAGAGGAAAAGGCCGCCCCUCGGCCGUGGAGAAGGACAGCGUAGAGCUGCCCCCUAGGGGUUCCAAGGCAGCGGGCUACAGGAGGAGCGCUGGUGGCUUAGUGGGUGCUGCCAGCGAGGGCUUCCGACUCGCCGCCCCUGUGCUGUCCACGCACUUUGUGGACGUGAAGCCCCCACCCCACCUUGUGGUUACCUGUUGGCCGACAAGAGAGACGCCAGCCAGCCCCUCCCGGAUGAAGCUGCUGCCCGAGGGGUCCCACCGCGAGCUGCUUCCCAAGAAGUCCAGAGCAUCUGUGGGUGUGGCCACCACACCAGCCGGCAGCAGCCAUGUGGUCCCUGGCAAGAGAGCGCUCCCUGUGCCCAGCAAGGUGGAGCUCAAGAGGACCCUGAUGAGGCCACCCGGCCGCACGGGCAGUCUGGCAGGAAAGAGCGCUUCCUGGGGGUCUCUGACCAGCACGGUGGCCACUGUGGUAGGAGGUCACGCUAAGUCGGGUGAACUGGCCAGUACUCCUGCGAAUGAUGCCCGGGCCUCAUCCGGCACCCGGGGGCAGGGCAGGCCCAGGCCCACAGGCCCCUCAGAUGCAGGCUGCACACGGACCAGGCUGGCCAGCGGCGCUCAGGCCCCUGCAGAGCAACCCAGCGGGGCCAGCACGGCUUCCUUCCUGCAACCACAGACCCCAGACACCGCGGGCCCGCAGCUGGACACCACCUUCACUCUGCCCGGGUCUUCUCAGCGGAGUGCGGCCGGGGGCUCUCAGAGGCGAGGGUCCUGUCUCAGCUCCACACCCACAGCCGCGCCCACGCCGUCAAGAUUCUUCAAAAGGCCCAUGUUUUCCAUCGGUGCGUCUCCAGUCACCGCGACCCCACAGCGCUCCCGGGCACAGCGGCCACAGUCCUGCGCGUCCGUGGGCAGGGUUGUCCACAGCACCCCGGUCAAGCCUCCAUCCAGACCAGCCUCGCAGAGCCUUCUCCCUGGGCCCAGGACCCCCACGAGCACAAAGUGCCCACCGGCCACGCCCACCCCUGCCAGCCGUCGCCUCUCCAGCCUCCCUCGGAUGGCACCGCGGACCAUGCCGCGGUCUCAAACUUCUCUCUGGUGCCCGUCAGCCCGGCGACGGUCCUCUGAGCCCCGGCCGCGAUCAGGAGCCAGAAAGGAGGCACCAGCGGGAAAGGUCGUGUUCCUGCCAUCUGACUCUUCGGACGGGAGUCUCUCUCCCCCAGACCAUGUGCCACAGGCACUGAAUUUUUCUCCAGAAAAGAACGAUUUCACUUUCUCCAGAAAUCUCACCACCGAGGCGAGUCUGGCCGAGGGAAAGCCAGUGGAGGGCCUGCCCGCGAACGAGGCCGUCCUGGUGGAUAUCCAGCUGGGCGGCCUCACCAUCACCCCGAAGGCUGACCUCCCGCUCAUCGACUUGUGCAGCACCCCAGAGAACGGAGGAGAGCAGCAUCCGCCCCCCGGCCCUGGGGCUCUGGAGUGUGGCAGCAAACCUCUAAUAGACCUCAUGAUAAACACCCCUGACAGGGACACCCCACUGAAGCCCCUCCCGCCGGCAGGCCAGCUGAUCGACCUGGCCUCUCCUCUGAUCCAGCUGAGCCCUGCCACCGACAAGGAGAAUGUGGACUCGCCUCUCCUCAAGUUCUGA
Molecule: messenger RNA, 2658 nt
Organism: Elephantulus edwardii (Cape elephant shrew)
Lineage: Eukaryota; Metazoa; Chordata; Mammalia; Macroscelidea; Macroscelididae
Gene: GTSE1
Product: G-2 and S-phase expressed 1
Exons: 13
Coding region: 1-2658 (885 amino acids)
Cellular component (GO): microtubule cytoskeleton; cytoplasmic microtubule
Molecular function (GO): microtubule binding
Source: RefSeq, a predicted model, not a curated record